CAAUUUGCGCACUUUACCAUAUAUUACGGUACAACUACGCAAUGGACAUGCUGUUGAUAUGAAUGUGCAAGCUACUUGCUAAGAUAGUUAGUUACUUUCAAAAUCAUAAAGAUAUUAAUAGUUUAUCGAGCUAGCAAGUUAGUUAUAUCAUAACGUUUGUACGGAUCAUCUGGAGUUUGAUUAGACAGCUCGUAGAAGCUUCGCUAACAAGUCGAACAGCAACGACCGACUAGAUAGUGCUAGCCGGCUGUUGCUAACGCCUUAGCUACCAUCGGCUAGCUAAAAGUCAGAGCUUCACCAUGUUUCACAUUAGCUCACAGAAAAAGUACUGGACAUUCGACAAUGAAGAAAGUCUGGAACAACUGAGAUGUGAAGCCAACCAGAAAUAUCGCAACAAAAUGCUUGCCAGUGGGAAGCCUGGGGUUAGUGACGCCGUGUUCCUGGAGGCUCACGAGGAGAAUGUCCUUUUCAGACACUAUGAGAAGAGACUCCUUGACUUCUGUAAUGCUUUCAAGCCUGUGAUGCCCAAGUCUGUUGUGGGUACAGCUAUCAUGUAUUUCCGGAGAUUUUACCUGAACAACUCACUGAUGGAAUACCACCCCAGAACAAUCAUGCUGAUCUGUGCCUACCUGUCCUGUAAGGUGGAUGAGUUUAAUGUGUCCAGCACCCAGUUUGUGGGGAAUCUUGUGCAGGAGAGUGCGGCCGGGCAGGAGAGGGCUCUUGAACAGAUUUUGGAGUAUGAGCUCCUUCUCAUUCAGCAGCUCAACUUCCACCUGGUGGUGCACACCCCCUACAGACCUAUGGAGGGCCUGCUCAUAGACAUCAAGACAAGGUACCCUCUUCUGGAGAACCCAGAGUCUCUGAGGAAGAGUGUUGAUGACUUCCUGACGCGGGUCACCCUGACAGAUAGUGGGCUGCUGUUUCCCCCAUCUCAGAUAGCCAUGACAGCCAUCCUGAACAGUGCGUCGCGGGCCGGCCUCAGCAUGGAGAGCUAUCUGACUGAAUGUAUGGGACUGAAGGAGGACAAAGAAACACUCUUAAAGAUGUACGACGCGAUGAGACGGAUAAAAAGUCUCAUGAAAAAGUAUGAACUUCCAAAACCAGACGAGGUGAACGCUUACAAAGUGAAACUGGAGAGGGUCCAUGCUGACUUUGGCACAAACUCCAACAUGAAUGGCUGACUGGUAACGAGAGGAUAUUCCUGCUUCUGAGACUACUACAACAAUCAGGACUCAUCCAAACUCCCUUCAUAAUAAAUAGUCUAGCAGCGAUACCUUUCUCCAUACAUACUAAGUUUUUAUUUAGCCAGGUCGAUCAAGUGUAUAUAAGAUGCAAAAGAUUUACGAUUCUGUCUAUCAGAUAGAAAAAUAAACACAUCAGCUAUAUGAAAUAAAGAGGAAGCAGAACAGUUUCACGCUCCAUGAAGCACAGCUGACAUUUAUAUAUUUGAAGAGUGGGGUUUAAUCUCACCCAUAUCUCAAGUCUAUGAACACUUGGGUGAGGUUUGUAAAGUCCUGUAUACUCUUCAGUGCAUCUAAAUUGAGUCUGACUUUUAGAGGGGUUUGUAUGAGCAGUAUUAGGUCAGCCAGUUCUCAUCCAAACGACAGAGAGGUGAAUCUGUAUAUGGCCUGCACAAAAUUAUUCAAUUAUCUUGGUCAGUGUGGUGUUGGCUUGUUAUCACCAAGGGAAGUGGGUUAGUGAGGGUUACAUUUGAAGUUGCAAAUAUAUGAAAGCUUCAGUUGAUGUGCUCAGGCUUAAAGGGAGGAUUUCUCAGUUCCUUUAGUUUCUCAGAGCAGCACAUACUGUAUGUAGGCCCAGUCAUCGGCAGUUUCCAUAGGGUUAUACAUGCACAUGUUACAAAUAGUUCUUACAAACUGUUAGCUUAUCAUACAAAUGUUAACCUAUCAUACAUAAACACUGGUUUUGUCAUAUAACAGGCAAAGCAGCAUACAAAAGAUAUAGCUAGUAGCUUCAGUGCUAUAUACAGGUAACUGAAAAAAUAAAGAUAACCCCAAGUGUCUUAAUAGGACGUUGGGCCACCACAAGCCGCCAGCUUCAAUGCGACCUUGGCAUAGAUUCCACAAGUAUCUGGAACUCUAUUGGAGGGGGGCAACGCCAUUCUUCCAU
This is a messenger RNA of Oncorhynchus tshawytscha (Chinook salmon), 2127 nucleotides long. RefSeq names its product cyclin H (gene ccnh). Lineage: Eukaryota; Metazoa; Chordata; Actinopteri; Salmoniformes; Salmonidae. Gene Ontology annotation, molecular function: cyclin-dependent protein serine/threonine kinase regulator activity. The transcript has 9 exons. Gene Ontology annotation, biological process: DNA-templated transcription; regulation of transcription by RNA polymerase II; regulation of cyclin-dependent protein serine/threonine kinase activity. The record is from RefSeq and is a predicted model, not a curated record. Gene Ontology annotation, cellular component: nucleus; transcription factor TFIIK complex. The coding region runs from base 300 to 1181 and encodes 293 amino acids.